AUGGCGCAGGAUCCACCACCCCCAGGGACCACCGUCCACACCACCACCGACGCCGAGGGCAGGAAGAUGUACCUAUGGUCGAGGUCGACCAACGGGCCGGUAGGAGAGGGCGCGCCGGGCUCACCACCGAUGACACCCUCCGAGACCCCGACCCCGACGACACCCGCGGCGGCGGCGGCCCCCAAGCCGGACCCCAAGGAUUUCCAGUCCAACUUCCCCAUGAACGAGCACGGCCAGAAGUACGCAACCGUCGGAGAGGCCGUCAAGUCCAUCAAGGCCGAGGACUUUGCAAACGUCACGCAGAUGCCGUGCGCCAGGGGCGGGUUCCUCACUGGUAUCGCCUCGGGAUUCGGCGUCGGUGGUCUGAGAUUGGUUUUCAGAGGAACACCCGCCAAGGCCGCAAACUGGGCCGUAGGCAGCUUCAUCGCGGGCGCCGCAGGCUACUUUGAGUACUGCCAAUUCCAGCGUCGGCAGGAGCGCAUCAGGAUGAAGAGAACCGUCGAGGUCUACCAGGAGAGCAUGGCCGAGAAGCGCCGCAGAGAGACGGAGGCGCUGGAGAAGAGGCAGCAGGAGCAGGAGGCCGUCAAGGCCAGCCAGAAGUCCUGGUACAAGUUCUGGUAA
Colletotrichum karsti is the source of this 621-nucleotide messenger RNA. RefSeq lists its product as uncharacterized. The coding region runs from base 1 to 621 and encodes 206 amino acids. Gene Ontology annotation, biological process: mitochondrial respiratory chain complex IV assembly. The record is from RefSeq and is a predicted model, not a curated record. NCBI's taxonomy places the organism in Eukaryota, Fungi, Ascomycota, Sordariomycetes, Glomerellales, Glomerellaceae. Gene Ontology annotation, cellular component: mitochondrial inner membrane; mitochondrion. The transcript has 2 exons.